AAGGCUUUUGGGAGGGCCCCCCGAGAAGACCCCCCUCCCUUGGCCCCCUCCUCAGCCUUCCCAAACUCCCCACCCGGGAACCCAGGUCUGGAGGGUCCCGAGAGACCCUGCUUGGCUGGGGAAGAUGGUUCCACCGGCAGCGAGAGGAAGGAUGGGGAGGAUGGUGAGGAAGCCCCCUCAGAUGCCACCACCUCUUCCACGUCUGGGAAGCCCACGGGAGCCACGAGCCACGGAGGGGCCUCCCCGGCUGCCCCGGGCUACGAGGAGAGGCUGGAGGCCUACAACCGCAAGUACAGCUACCUGAAGUCCUGGCCCGGCCUCCUGAGGCUCCUCGGGGGGCUGGAGCUCAUCCUGGGGGGAAUGGCCUUUGCCUGCACCGCGGCCUACAUCCAAAAGGACUACCAGUGGUCCCAACUUUACGGCAACAGCUUCUCCGGAACGGACUACGGCUCCUACGUGCCCAUGACCCCCUUUGUGCUGGUGGUGGCCAGCCUGGUCUGGCUGCUGACGGUCAUCCUGCUGGCCCUGGGGGUGACCAUGCACUACCGGGCCAUCCUGCUGAACUCCCACUGGUGGCCCCUGGCCGAGUUCUCCCUCAACCUCUCCAUGUUCCUGCUCUACCUGGCGGCCGCCAUCGCCUACGUCCAGGACGUCAACCGGGGUGGGCUCUGCUACUCGGCCUUUGCCUACGGCCCCCUCCUCACGGCUCUGUGCCGGGUCGAAGGGGGGCAGGUGGCCGCCCUGACCUUCCUCUUCCUCGCCCCCUUCCUGUACCUGACGGGCUCCCUCGUCUGUCUCAAGAUGUGGCGGCACGAAGCGGCCCGUAGGACGCUGAUCCCGGUAAGACCCCC
This is a messenger RNA of Thamnophis sirtalis, 851 nucleotides long. Lineage: Eukaryota; Metazoa; Chordata; Lepidosauria; Squamata; Natricidae. The record is from RefSeq and is a predicted model, not a curated record.